AGUUGGAAAUAUGCAUUGGCAUCAUUAAUGAAUCCAUGGACGAGGAGAUCCGCUGGAAGGAGGCAAUGAAUGGGAGAUCAAUAAUGCUAGACCUGCUUCUGUCGACGGAUGUGACAAAGGAUCAGUGUAAAGAACUGAGUAACUACUUCAACUCCAUCUGUUGUUCAGUGCAGCAACCCCAUCCGCAGCAACCUAAUGCACCACCACAACAAGAGAUGGUCCAGCCUACUGGUCAUAUUGAUUUUGAUAACUUAAAUCUUGAAGACCUCUUGAACUGCUUUGGUUAUAAUGAAGAAGAGAAAGUUUACAUUGAGGCACCGCCUACCCCGUAUGAUCAUAUAUGGGAUUACGUGGAUCAAGAAGGUGAUGGUGGCCUUGUGAACCUGAUGGCAACUCUGAAGACCAAUAGUCUCAGCACCUUCUUUUUCACCUCAGAAACUUUAAACUCUUCUUGUUGAUUGAUGCAGCACUUACUAUGGACGCAUUGUGUUCAGGAGAUUGUUACGUAAACUUAUUAGGCCGGUAACGCUAUUUCCUCUGCCGUUAAAGUGUUGC
Molecule: messenger RNA, 555 nt
Organism: Triticum urartu
Lineage: Eukaryota; Viridiplantae; Streptophyta; Magnoliopsida; Poales; Poaceae
Source: RefSeq, a predicted model, not a curated record